CAUGAAAUAAAAAAAAAGAAAAGAAAAGAAAAAAGAGAGUAUAGUUCAAGAUAAACAUAAACACAUUAUAUAACCGCUUUCCUUACCAAAAAAUUCCAAAUAAAUUACACGCAUCUCAUCAAAUCUCCAAACCCUAAUUUCAAAGCAAUCAACAAAUACCCUUUUUCGAUCUAAAUUUCGUUGCUAUUUUAAGGAAUUAUGGCUCUCGCCCAGACUUACUAUUCUCAAGGCGGCCCUUUUCGUGGAGACUCUAGGUCUUUUUAUGGUAGAAACCAGAUUGGUGGAACGGUCCAUUCCUCUGCUUACAACCAUUGUAACGCUGCUGUUGGCCAUGUUUUCAACUCUAAUGGCUCCCAUGACUUUAGUAGAAAUUUUAACGAGUAUGGCUACAAUUAUGAUAAUUUCAUAAAGCCUGAGGCUGAACCUUCUUUGAAGAGGAGGAAGUGCUCAACUUCUGGUUGGGAAAGCAGUGGCAGGUACUCUCAAGCACCCAAUGCAUGUAAAAAAGAUGUUCCUUCAAAGCAGCCAAGCGCAUGCUAUAAUGUUCCUGUAAGGAAUGCUAGAGCGUAUGAUGAUCCUUAUUCAACUGGUAACAACAAUUUAGCCAUUACUACCAGUACUUCUAGACCUCCUCCUGAUGCAAGGGUACCCAAGUGCUCUAAGCGCGACCGUUCAUGGCUUGAGGAUACCGAAACUGAUAAUAUCUUUAUGUCUAAAGAGGAAAUUGAGAAAUGCUCUCCGUCGCGGAAAGAUGGUAUUGAUGCAAUGCAUGAAGCACAUUUGCGAUACUCGUAUUGUGCUUUCCUUCAGAAUCUUGGUAUUCGCUUGGACCUGCCCCAGACCACAAUAGGAACUGCCAUGGUUCUGUGUCACCGCUUCUUUGUGAGGCGAUCACAUGCAUGUCAUGACAGAUUUUUGAUUGCGACUGCAGCUCUCUUUCUUGCGGCGAAGUCAGAAGAGACUGCACGGCCUCUCAACAAUGUUCUGAGGGCCUCAUGUGAAAUUUUCCACAAGCAGGAUCUUGCAGUUCUAUCAUAUUUGCUACCUGUGGACUGGUUUGAGCAGUACCGUGAGCGUGUUACUGAGGCUGAACAGAUGAUAUUGACCACUUUAAAUUUUGAACUGAAUGUGCAACAUCCAUAUGAACCUCUUACAUCCACCCUUGAAAAAUUAGGGCUUUCUGAAACAGUGUUGGUGAAUCUGGCACUGCAUCUUGUCAGUGAAGGGCUCCGAAGUUCACUCUGGCUUCAGUUCAAGCCUUACCAGAUUGCUGCUGGGGCUGCAUAUCUUGCGUCAAAAUUUCUGAACAUGGAUUUUUCGUCGCAUCAUUCUGUCUGGAAAGAGUUCCAAACACCGCCAAAUGUACUUAGAGAUGUUGCGCAACAGUUGAUGGAGCUAUUUUAGGAGAUCAUGAGAGACAGCAAUGAACAUCAGCAACUUAAAAAGGACAAUAUCAACAUUUUUUGGGUCUUGGCUUGGUAGAUGUAUUUGUAGAUUCUACCAUCAUGCAUAGGAUUAAUUUGGGGUUCAAUUCAGUAUAUAGGUUCACGGUUAAACUUUUUGGUUUGAAAAUAUCUAUGGAGUGCCUCCUGUGACUUUUCAUCUAAUAUCAUAUAGGAAAAGAAAUUCUUUCUCCGUGUAAAUUGUUUCUUCUUUCACUGUAAAAGUGUCCAUUAAUUAUGGAAUCUGUUGUUUUGGACCUCAGCCUUUAAUGAUAUUCCUGGUUAAAGAUGUAA
Lycium ferocissimum is the source of this 1736-nucleotide messenger RNA. Its product is annotated as cyclin-T1-3-like. Bases 199 to 1404 code for a protein of 401 amino acids. The transcript has 8 exons. Gene Ontology annotation, biological process: positive regulation of DNA-templated transcription, elongation; regulation of transcription by RNA polymerase II. Gene Ontology annotation, molecular function: cyclin-dependent protein serine/threonine kinase activator activity. The record is from RefSeq and is a predicted model, not a curated record. NCBI's taxonomy places the organism in Eukaryota, Viridiplantae, Streptophyta, Magnoliopsida, Solanales, Solanaceae. Gene Ontology annotation, cellular component: cyclin/CDK positive transcription elongation factor complex; nucleus.